AGGAGUGUAAGCAAGUGGAUCAUGCAAGCACUUUCUACGACUUUUACUACAAUACAAGGCUUGUCAAGUCAACAAUUGUGCAUUUUCAGGUCAUAAAAAGCGAGAUGGAUGUGGUUUCUGAGCAGUUAAUGGAUGUUCCAUAUGGACCAUAUCUAACGAAUCUUGUGUUGGCUUCUUGUUGGUGUACUUGGGAGUUCAACGAGCCAAGCAAAUAUUGUUCUGCAGCUUAAUAGUUAUGUGUCAUUUGAUUAAUGAGAUAUCUGACUUAGUUUUAUCUUGCAUCUUGGCAUAUAGAUUAUUUGAAAUGUUUUUGUUAUCUACAGCCUUUUGAUGUCUGUUUUAUUUUGUCUCAACGAUGUUUAGAUUGGACCUCUCAUUCUACUACCCUACAAAUAUUGGAUGAUCUAACACUUCACAUGUUGUGUUAUGGUGCAAGUGUCCUUGUCAACUUUGAGCAGUCAUAGGCUUAUGCGUUAAUUUAUUUUAAGUCGUAGAUAGUAGUUUCUUCCUUGUAUGUUUAUUGCUUACUAUAAAUAGCAUUGCUAUCAUUGAUACAAAAUGUGAUAAUGCUCAUGCCAAGCACUCCUCAUCACCGGCCCCACGGUGAGAUGAAGGGAGAUAAAUCAGGUACUGAGUGGCCUCCUAAAUGGGAGUUAUUUGCCGCAGCUGCGACUCGAACCCUUGUCCAUUGAUGCAAGUCUACGACUUGGGUACCAACUCAGCUACGCCCCGGGGGUUUAUUGCUUGAUCAAACAUGGAAACACACUGAGUGGUCAUUCAAUUAAUAGCUUAUCUGAGAAAUUUUGUUUGUUAUUAUGCAACACUGACAAUUUAGCCUUGGUUGCAUUAUCCUUUAAAAUCAUUUGUGGGAAUGCCUGUAUCAAGAUUCAAUCAGUUGUUACUAGGCAUAUGACUUACAGGAGGAUAUUUUAUCCAAUUAGUUGCCGUAAUGUAUGUGCAAUGUAGUGCAAGAAUUGGGAAGUUGACUGCGUUUAGCAACAUUGCCUGAGUGUUCCAAAUACCCACAGCCACUCAACGUAAACAACAUAAUUUUCAAAUUUAAGGAAAACUUAUGUAGGAGCAAUGUAUGUAUGCACCAGUGAGCCAGCAAAAUUUCAUGAUAGAAACUCACAAAUUCUAAAUUUAUUUACUUUUUUUGUAUAAAGAGUGAGUUAAGAUUUGAUUUCUAUCUAACAAAAGUUUAGUGUAUAGCAAGAUCAGGUAAAACGUGUGACAUUUUGUAUAUGCUUAACGUAUAACAGUAAUACUAAUUAAUGUAAUGGCUAUUUAUUUUAGGGAAAAUAAGAUAAAGAAGAAAACAAAUUCCUAAUUUUCUUUUUGGAGCCAUUUUUGUUUGCUUGUCCCAGAUUUUUGUUUAUGAUCUUGUAGAAAUAGCUUCUCCUGAAAGACACGUUGUUGAUGCAGCUGAGGAAUCUAAUAUCGGCGACCUCAAAACAUGAUGUGUACUUGGUUCACGACUAUUCAAUUAUGCAUUGGUCGUCACUGCAAAGAAGUGGGAAAGAGGUGCUCAAUGUAGCAGGGAAAGUUGUUCCCACCAAGAAGCAUUGUGGAUCUUCUCCUCAACUUCUUUCCAGAGUACAAAUAAGUGCAAUGUGUGGAAAUGGCAAGUUAUUAGUUGCCGGUGGAUUUCAAGGCGAGCUCAUCUGCAAGGCCUUAGAUCAACCUGGUGUGGCUUUCUCCACUAAAUUAAACGACUAUGGCGACAUUACUAAUGCAGUUGAUGUCAUUCAGUCUUCGAGUGGAUCUUCUCAAGUGGUGAGUGCUUGCAAUGAUAGCAAUGUGAGGGUGUUUGAUGCUGAGACAUAUGUCCAAGUUGGACGACUAUCUUACUCUUGGUCUGUUAAUAGUACCUCAACUAGUCCAGAUGGAAGGCUCCUCGCCAUUGUAGGAGAUAACAAGGAUGGUCUGCUAGUGGAUCCACAAUCCGGGAAAGUGGUUAGCAACCUCAAAGGCCAUUUUGACUAUUCCUUUGCCUCUGCCUGGCAUCCGGAUGGCUCCAUCAUAGCCACGGGGAGCCAAGACAAAACAUGCCGCUUGUGGGACAUGAGGAAUACUUCUCAUUCCUUGGCCGUGCUCAAAGGGAGGAUAGGAGCGAUAAGAGGCAUAAAGUUCACUUCUGACGGCAGGUUCAUGGCGAUGGCUGAGGCAGCUGACUUCAUUCAUGUAUACGAUGUGAAAGCGAACUUCAGCAGUGCUCAGGAGAUCGAUAUGUUUGGGGAGAUUGCUGGGAUAUCGUUCGGUCCUGAUGCUGAUGCAUUGUUUGUAGGUGUAGCUGACCGCACCUACGGGAGCCUACUAGAGUUCAGGAGGAGGAAGCAUAGCUCUUACCUCGAUUGCUUCCUAUGACGAUGAGGGAAAGAGUAGUUAAGCCUUUCAGUGUAUAGAGUUCAAAGUUUUGUUGAGAAAAUGGGCACAGCUAAAUUCCUCUCCAAUAUAGUAUAGUGACCUUAUAUUAUACAAUCAAACUCUUCGAUCGCGUGCUCAAUUUUUCUGCUAUAUAUUUUUCUUUGAUGUGUUUGAUUCA
Zingiber officinale is the source of this 2545-nucleotide messenger RNA. RefSeq lists its product as uncharacterized. Gene Ontology annotation, molecular function: protein binding. NCBI's taxonomy places the organism in Eukaryota, Viridiplantae, Streptophyta, Magnoliopsida, Zingiberales, Zingiberaceae. The transcript is spliced from 7 exons. The coding region runs from base 1420 to 2367 and encodes 315 amino acids. The record is from RefSeq and is a predicted model, not a curated record.